GUGCCUCGUGCUCACGCCAAACAAUUCGUUUUUCUCGUGCUUGAUACACCGAAAGUCGGGAAAUAUGGUCAUCAAAGAAACUAACGGCGGUGAAACAAUGGCCAGCAGCAAAGGCACCUCCGGUAAGAUGAAGGGCGCGCCAGCGAGCCAAAAUAAAGCCGUUAUCGUGGGACAGGAGAUCAGGUUCGCCCGGGCCCUAGCCGGUAACGACCCGAAGCUGCGCAGCAAAGUGUUGAAAAAUCUUAAAACAUGGCUCACGACUCGCAGUCAGAGCACAUUCGCCUUCAGCGACGAGGACUUUAUGCGCCUUUGGAAGGGGCUCUUCUUUUGCAUGUGGAUGUCGGACAAACCUUUGGUGCAGGAAGAACUGGCGGAAUCGGUCGGAACGCUGAUCCGUUGCUUCGAUGAAAACGUCCCGGUUGCGUUGCAGUUCUACAAGGCCUUCAUGGCGACAAUGGGUCUUGAGUGGUUCGGCAUUGACCGAUGGCGGAUGGAUAAGUUCAUGAUGUUCAUACGUCGUGUUACGCGCCAGAUGCUCUUCGUAGUGCACGGGAGCGACUGGCAGAUGGAGCACGUGAAACUUCUGGCGGAUAUAAUCGAUACUACCAUUCUGAACCAGGAUAUGUGUCCUUACGGUUUGACGAAUCACUUUAACGAUUUAAUUUUGGAAGAGAUCGCGAAGGUUAGCGAUGGAACGGUCCCGAAGGAGGCGGUCACACAGAUUAUCGAACCGUACGUACGCUACAUGCUGAAGAACGAUGAUAGCACCCUCAUCGGUGGAAUCGUGAAAAACAUAUUCUACGCACUCAUGCAGCAGUCGGAUUUGGGUCAGAUGUACGAGGAAAAGUUCGAGCUUUGGAAGAAAACAAACUUUGUUACUGGUGACAUCGAUAGUGUUCAAUUCAAUAUCGAAUACAACGACGACGACGAUGAUGGCGAAGUCAAUGAAGAUGAAGAAGAAGAUGUAGACGAAGAGGAAGCGGAGGAGGAGGGAAAGGAAGAAGAUGCAGGAAAAGAAGUCCUGGAACAAGAGAACGAAGAGGAUGAUGAGGGUAAGGAAAAAGUGUACGAUCCUCGUGCGGGUCGGGUGAGCGUGGAGAUUCCGCAGAUCGACUUUGAUGUGCAAGAGAUCAUCUCACUGUUUGACAAGCAUCGCUUUAAACCGUACGCUACGUCGCAGGGUAAGAAGAGUGCCACGCUACUCCUUCGCAAACUGACCAAGUUCACAUCCGGCGUAUACCCGCUUGGCAUCAAGCACGUGCCGAGCAUCAACCCGAAGGACUACGAGGUAGACAUCGACGAGCAGGUGGAGGACUUGGACGAGUUUCACCAGAAACUGUACGCCGAUAAGCCGAAGAGUUUCAAGGAGCUCAAACGGGAGAAACGGUUAAAACGAAAGCUUUUAAACGAACAGAAGCGUGCAGCAAAGGCCGCAGCGGAAGAUGACACCCCGCGAGCUGACGAUGAUACCAUCGCCAAGAAUGGCGCCCAGGACGAAAGCGAUGCCCCGGAAGGAGCGGCAGAGAAAAAGUCUACUGCCAAGAAAAAAGCCAAAUUGCGUAAGAAAAGCCCAGCGGCCAUGAAGAAACAGUUGAAGUUGGAAGUGCUAAAAAAGAAAAGGCAAGCAAAAUUGUUGCUGCUAAAGGAACGUUUGAAGGCUCAAAAAAAACCCGAACCACCGGCGACCAAUGGGACGGCCGUUUCGGCUGAAGGCGAACAUCUUUCUACCGACUCUAGUGUAAAGCAGCCUGAACCACCACAGUCCUCGGGGAAGAAGGGUACCGCCGAAGUGGUGACGGUAAAAAAACAGCAACCACCGAAAGACAAAAAGGUUACAAAAAAUAAUGCAGAUAAACCUUUCCAAACGGCGGACGAAUGGUCGGAACCGCUGAAGGAGGGAGAAGAAGAAUAUUUUAUUCCAUCGCGAAAGCUAAAAACGAAACAAACCGCCACCGCCACCAGCGACGCCUCCCCUGCUCCCACGCCGGUAAAGUUGUCGGCGGGUAAUAAACAAUCACUGAAAAGGACGCCACCUUCGGCCGGACCCUCCUCCGAUAUCGACCCGCUGACACCGGCGAGGAAGCGCGUCAAGAUUGCAUUGAAUAAAAACGUGGCACAGGACCUUGUGGAGCACAUCCAGCAGGUUAAGAGUUCUCCACAGCUGCCGUUCGAUUCGAGCCGGAAACCGAGCAAAAGUUUGCUUAAACCGAACCUAAUACCAAGCCCAAUCAAUCCGUUCUACAAGAAAAAGAUCGGAUUGAAAUGAGCGGUUUGAUGUUGUUUUCUCGAUUCCGAUAUGCAGCAUGGAUGGGAUGGGUAAUGUUUUGUAAAACACAUCUCACUUUCCACGAUACAACAACAUGUGUGUAAAGUUCAAAUAAAUAAUUUGAUUGAUUAAAAGAAUGUCGUUUAUGUUUA
Messenger RNA from Anopheles coustani, 2418 nucleotides. RefSeq names its product ribosomal RNA processing protein 1 homolog (gene Nnp-1). Gene Ontology annotation, cellular component: preribosome, small subunit precursor; nucleus; preribosome, large subunit precursor. The record is from RefSeq and is a predicted model, not a curated record. NCBI's taxonomy places the organism in Eukaryota, Metazoa, Arthropoda, Insecta, Diptera, Culicidae. Gene Ontology annotation, biological process: rRNA processing.